This is a messenger RNA of Parnassius mnemosyne (clouded apollo), 942 nucleotides long. The record is from the annotation of a GenBank genome assembly. NCBI's taxonomy places the organism in Eukaryota, Metazoa, Arthropoda, Insecta, Lepidoptera, Papilionidae.
AUGGACACUCACAAUUGUGGUGCAUGUGGGGAGUUGUUAUCAGAAGGUCCUCACUGUACUGUAUGCAAUCAAGAACUACAUUUUCACUGUGCUGGAAUAACUGAAGCUGGAUAUCGCAAGCUGGGAGAUAGGAAGUCUACCUGGCGAUGUGUCAAGUGUAAACAAACUCACUCUAUCCAGCCUCCUUUAUCACCAAAGGUCGAAUCCGAUGCACUAAUACUUAAGGAGAUAAGAGCUCUCUCUGAUAAACUGGCGCCAUUAGAAUGUCUUAAAGAUGAAGUCAUUGCCUUGAGAACUGAAUUUGCUGAUCUUAAAUCUUCACUAAAUAAUACUAACGUGGCGCUAAAAGAAUUUAAUAACAAAAUUAAGGACUUCGAACAGCGUCUAGUACAGAUCGAGAAAGUGCAAAAACAUGCUAACCUAAUUCAGACUCGGUUAGAAAAACUGGAGCAGGAGUCGAACUCUGCGGAGCAAUGGUCAAGAAUGAAUAAUGUUGAAAUAAAGGGAGUACCUCAGGCAAGCGGUGAAAAUUUGUUUGAAAUCAUAUCCAAAAUUGGGUCUAAGAUACAAUAUCCGAUUACAAAGACUCAGGUAAAUUUCGUUACAAGAGUACCAACCCGUGAGAAAGAGCAUAACAAACCGAUAAUAAUCUGUUUCUGCAAUCGAUAUGUGAAGGAAGAUUUUGUGGCGGCAGCCAGAUAUGCAUCGAAAACUAGUCAUUUCACAUCAGGCAACAUAGGAUUUGUGGGCAAUAAUAGGAUUUAUAUCAAUGACCACCUAACCAUGCAAAAUAAGACCUUACUUUCUAAAACUAAAAAGGCAGCGGUUGAAAUGAAUUUUCGUUAUGUCUGGGUCAAGCAUGCCAAGAUACAUGUAAGAAAGACCGAUACGUCGCAUAUAAUUAUGGUGAAGUCAGAAAGAGACCUUACAAAAAUAGUGUGA